Messenger RNA from Xenopus laevis (African clawed frog), 1489 nucleotides. RefSeq names its product UDP-glucose ceramide glucosyltransferase L homeolog (gene ugcg.L). NCBI's taxonomy places the organism in Eukaryota, Metazoa, Chordata, Amphibia, Anura, Pipidae. The record is from RefSeq and is marked provisional. Gene Ontology annotation, cellular component: membrane; Golgi membrane. Gene Ontology annotation, biological process: glucosylceramide biosynthetic process; sphingolipid metabolic process. Gene Ontology annotation, molecular function: ceramide glucosyltransferase activity; glycosyltransferase activity.
CCGCCUAUACCGAGCACAGAUCAGAUUCCUUCUGCUUUUCGCUAGUCCCCUCCCACAGCGACAGUCCAUUCAAUCUUCCUCUCUGCGCCGGCCGCUACUCUACGUCUGCUGGGAGGAGGAUCACUCGUCUUCCCCGGUCAUGGCGGUGUUGGAUCUGGCCCUGCAGGGACUCGCCAUUUUUGGCUGUGUCUUAUUCUUCGUCUUGUGGUUUAUGCAUUUCUUGUCCAUCGUCUACACAAGACUACACCUGAACAAGAAGAUAUCUGACAAGCAGCCAUAUAGCAAACUACCUGGUGUUUCACUUCUUAAACCACUGAAAGGGGUCGACCCCAACCUUAUUAAUAACUUGGAGACAUUCUUUGAAUUGGACUAUCCAAAAUUUGAAAUCCUUCUUUGUGUGCAAGAUCUUGAUGAUCCAGCAGUGGAUGUAUGUAAAAAAUUGCUUGGCAAAUAUCCUAGUGUAGAUGCCAAAUUAUUUAUAGGUGGUAAAAAAGUUGGGAUUAACCCAAAAAUAAACAACUUAAUGCCAGGAUACGAAGUGGCCAAAUAUGAUCUCAUAUGGAUUUGUGAUAGUGGAAUAAAAGUGAAACCAGACACAUUAACAGACAUGGCCAAUCAAAUGACAGAGAAAGUUGGUUUGGUUCACGGACUGCCAUAUGUGGCUGAUCGGCAAGGAUUUGCUGCUACUUUAGAACAGGUUUACUUUGGGACGUCUCAUCCAAGGUCUUACAUCUCUGCUAAUGUAACCGGUUUCAAGUGUGUAACAGGAAUGUCUUGUCUAAUGAGAAAAGAAGUUUUGGACCAAGCGGGGGGAUUAAUCGCCUUUGCACAGUAUAUAGCUGAAGAUUACUUUAUGGCUAAAGCAAUAGCUGACCGCGGUUGGAAAUUUUCCAUGGCGACACAAGUUGCAAUGCAGAAUUCCGGAUGUUACUCUAUAUCCCAGUUUCAAUCCAGAAUGAUCAGAUGGGCAAAGCUACGGAUUAACAUGCUGCCUGCAACCAUCAUUUGUGAGCCCAUUUCUGAAUGCUUUGUUGCCAGUUUAAUCAUUGGUUGGGCAGCACAUCACAUCUUCCGAUGGGACAUAAUGGUGUUUUUCAUGUGUCAUUGUUUGGCUUGGUUCAUAUUUGACUACAUUCAACUUAGAGGAGUACAGGGAGGUCCUCUUAACUUUUCCAAACUGGACUAUGCAGUUGCCUGGUUCAUCCGGGAAUCCAUGACAAUAUAUAUUUUCCUGUCUGCCUUGUGGGAUCCCACCAUCAGCUGGAGGACAGGUCGCUUCCGAUUACGGUGUGGUGGUACAGCGGAAGAAAUCUUAGAUGUAUAGCUAUGGACCUGUGGACUGUACAUAACAAAACAAAGCAAAAACGUAAAAUUAAAAAAAAAAGUAUUAUAAAUUAUGUUUAUAUAAAAAUGCUUUUAAAGAGAAGAAACUACCUUUUGAAUAGUUUUAUUACAUGUAUGUUUUGCUAUCUGAUCUUUAUUUAUUUGC